This is a messenger RNA of Macrosiphum euphorbiae (potato aphid), 4044 nucleotides long. The record is from the annotation of a GenBank genome assembly. NCBI's taxonomy places the organism in Eukaryota, Metazoa, Arthropoda, Insecta, Hemiptera, Aphididae.
AUGUUUACGACAGCGAUUAGUGUGUCGGAACAGUGGAAACGACUACAAGCUAGAACACAGCAACGAAACGAAACCGUUUAUGCGUAUUUCCACGACAAAAUGCGUAUGUGUCGACAGCUGAAAUUGAGCAAGUCGGAGAGCAAGAAACUGAUGUGUAUGGGAUUACACUCUAAGGAUAUGUGCAACGUCCUUAUGAGUAGAACUCACAAUGAAGAAUAUGAGGUAUUGCAAGACCUACGAGAGUGUGACGAAGUGUUUCAAAGCCGAAACGAACGUUUCAAAUCGACAUCAAAUAGUAAGUCCACACUUAGUAAAGAGGAAAAUUUUAAAAAUAAAACUAACCCCAUGAAAAGUCCGUCGACGCAAACACAACCAAUAAAACCAGUUAUGCCGGCAGCUUUCAAACGAGAAAACCCCGAGGUGAAAUGUUAUAAUUGUCAGUUGUUAGGUCAUAUCGCGCGAGAUUGUCCACAACCGCGGCGACCGUUAAAAUGUAGUAAAUGCAAAGCGGAAGGACACACAGCCAAAUACUGUACUACUCGAUCGCCGGAUAUAGCAUUGGUAGAGCAGAACCAGACUGACAAUCGGACAGUGUAUAUUAAGGAUGUAUAUCUGAAUAAUAGUACGGAUGCGAUCAAGGGAUUGGUGGACACCGGUAGUACCCUCACCAUAAUCAGACGAAGUCUAGCGGAGCGAUAUGGUAUGGAUAUCACACCCCGAAAAAUACAACUAAGAGUGUACGGUAACAUACCAUGUGUAAUCGGUAGCGGUGACACCGAAGCUGAGGUAAGAAUUGACACUGUGUCAGAAAAAAUAAAAUUGUUAGUGGUAGAGGAUCACAUGCAGAACUUAGACAUUAUCAUCGGGCGAACGUUCAUCAACUGUGCAAAUGUAUCGUUUAUCAAAACUGCGGAUCAACUCAUAUUUGCUUACGAUAUGCCAUUGCCCUUCACCAACGAACCGGACGAAGCGCUCAGCGAACAGAGACCUUUUACUCCAGUAACGGUACACGAGUUACACGAGAUACCAGCAGCAAGUGUGAAAAUGGUAGAGGUGGAUGUGAACUCAACUAUUGUAGAAGUGUUGAUGGUGAAUCAUGGUGAUGAACCAGUUCAGUUGAAAAAGGGGACACAAGUCAAACGCCUACACAUGGCAGUGCAGCAAUCGGGACCAAGUCAGCCAUACGAAGAACCAAUAACCAGGGAAAAGGUCAAGUACAACCCACAUUUCACUGAACAUGAAGUAACACAAUUAAUUAAUUUGUUAACCGAGUAUAGAAAAUGUUUUGCGUUCAAUAUGUUUGAAGUAGGGUGCACAAAAGCAAUUACCAUGGAUAUUGUUGAUAACAACGUACCUGUCAACAGUAAACCUUACCGUGCCAGCGCUCAGGAAAGGGACACCAUUGAUCGAAUUGUGCGAGAGUGGAAGGCAGCAGGGAUAGUCAGAGAAAGCGAAUCACCGUAUGCGUCUCCAGUAUUACUCGUAACAAAGAAAAGUGGUGAACCUCGUUUAGUCGUGGACUAUAGGAAACUAAACUCCCAAACAGUGAGGAAAGUCUAUCCGACGCCAAACAUGGAUGACCAUUUGGAAGUUUUAACAGGGGCUAAAAUGUUCUGCACUCUUGACCUAGCAUCAGGUUACCUACAAGUACCAUUGACCGAGGAAGCCAAAGCUAAAACAAGUUUCAUAACACCAACCGAAAAGGGUGAGUUUGAAAGAAUGGUUUUCGGGUUAAUUAACGCCCCAUACGAAUUUUCACGUUUAAUGAAAAAAGUUAUGCAGCAUCUAGAACGUGAUGUAGCAAUGUGGUAUUUAGAUGACAUAUUAAUACCAGCAAGAAGUUUCGAAGAGAUGAUGAUCAGAUUAAGGAAAGUAUUGGAUGCGUUAAGUUCCGCAAGUUUAACUCUAAAACUUGAAAAAUGUCACUUUGGAUAUGAGGAGGUAACAUAUUUGGGUUUCAGAUUAUCAACGCAUGGAAUCAAACCAGGAGAAGACAAAGCAGCAGCCAUACUGAAAAUAGAACACCCAACCAAUCGACAUGAAGUGAGACGAUUCUUGGGUUUGACCGGAUUCUUCAGAAGAUUUGUGCCACAGUAUGCGCAAAUAGCCAAACCACUGACCGAGCUGACCAAAAAUUCAGUACCAUUCGAAUGGGGACAUUCGCAACAGGAAGCAUUUGACACACUAAAGGUAAAACUUACCAGUAAUCCAGUCUUACAAUUAUUUAACCCAAAUGCUUAUACGGAAUUACAUUGUGAUGCCAGUCAACAAGGGUUGAGUGGACUACUACUACAGCGAAGGAACGAAGACAAGUUACUACAUUUAGUCUAUGCUGUGUCUAAGAAAACCACCACAGCAGAAAGAAACUAUCAUGCGGGAAAACUAGAACUCAUGGCAAUAGUUUGGAGCGUCACCCGUUUAAGACAUCUACUGAUAGGAAUGCAGUUCAUCAUAGUGACAGAUUGUCAGGCUAUAGUGCAUCUCAACACUAAGAAAACAGUAAAUCCACAAGUAGCUCGAUGGGCAAACUUGCUAAGUGAAUACAACUAUGAGAUACGUCACAGACCAGGGAUUAAGAUGGCCCACGCAGAUGCUUUGUCUAGAGCUCCCGUGAAUACAUCAACAGACACUGAAGUAGAACUUGAAGAGCUAGAGAUCAUAAUAACAAUGCAAAGAAGUGAUGAAAACAUAUGUUCACUAAUCAAAAUAAUGACAAAAUCAACUGAAGAGCGAUCAUUAAAUGAACAACGUGAAGUUAGGGAUUAUGUCAUGCGUCAGGGCAUAGUGUAUAAAAGAGUCAGGAUUCAAGGAGAAGAACGCCAACUAUGGGUUGUUCCAAACGCAAUGCGGAAGAGUAUAGUGGUGCAGAAUCAUGACAUGGCUGGACAUUUCGCACUUGACCGAACGGUUGCGAAGAUCUUGGAGCGGUACUACUUUGCCCGAAUGAGGAGUUAUGUGCGAGUUCAUAUCAGAUGCUGCCCAGAGUGUAUACUAACUAAAAUACCAAGAGGCCGACCACAGGGAGAACUCCAUCCGAUACCACCUGGAAGAAGACCAUUUGAGGUGAUACAUUUAGAUCACAUAGGACCCUUUGUACGAUCAACUGCAGGGAAAAAUUACAUACUAGUUUUAGUGGACAAUUUGACCAAAUAUGUCAAGUUAUACCCAGUGCGAGCUUGUAAUGCUGAAGCAGUCAUAAGAAGUUUACAACAGUUCAUAUUAAACUAUGGAGUACCUAAGAAAGUCAUCAGUGACCGAGGAACAGCUUUUACAGCCCGACAAUUCGGCGAAUUCUGUAUGAGUAAAGGCAUAAAUCACAUACUAACAUCCGUACGACAUCCGCAGUCUAACGGACAGGUUGAGCGGGUUAACUCAACAUUAGUACCAGUAUUGCAAGCAAAUAUGCAGAACGAUAAUACAUGGGAUAAGAAUAUACUUGAGGUGGAGAGUCAACUCAACAAUGUGCAGAAUAAAACCACAGGGGAAACACCAUUUCGAUUGUUACACGGAUAUUAUCCAAGUUUCCAUGAUGGAAUACUAAGACAUUUAGUAACUGAGGAACAACCAACGGAUGUAACUAAACUGCAAGAAAAGGCCAGAGAAACAAUUGAAAAAGAACAAAGAGUAUGGAAGACCAGAUAUGAUGCCAAACACAUUACACCAGCCCAAUAUAAAGUAGGGGAAGUGAUUUUUCUGAGAACACCACCCAAACACACCGGAGAACCAACCAAACUGCAGCCAAAGUAUAGAGGACCGUUUGUAGUCAGUAAAGUGCUACCCAAUGAUACAUAUCAGAUAACUGAUGUUAUAGUUAAAGACGGACGGCAAUACAGGACAACUGUACAUGCAACACACAUGAAAGGGUACAAACUGGGACCAGAUUCAGAUGAUAUAGGAGAAGAAGUAGACAAUACCAGUCAGGAAGGAGAAGAGGGAACUGAAACUGAAGACCAGAGACAACAGGAAACGGAUGCAGUCAAACCAGAGUCACCAACCAGGACUAGAGCGAGGAAACCGCCUAAAUGGAUGGAAGAUUAUGUUUAA